Molecule: messenger RNA, 2439 nt
Organism: Caenorhabditis briggsae
Lineage: Eukaryota; Metazoa; Nematoda; Chromadorea; Rhabditida; Rhabditidae
Gene: Cbr-mcm-3
Product: Protein CBR-MCM-3
Exons: 5
Coding region: 1-2439 (812 amino acids)
Biological process (GO): DNA replication; DNA strand elongation involved in DNA replication; double-strand break repair via break-induced replication
Cellular component (GO): nucleus; MCM complex
Molecular function (GO): ATP hydrolysis activity; ATP binding; single-stranded DNA binding
Source: RefSeq, a predicted model, not a curated record
AUGGACGGGCAAAACGAUGGAAUGUUCAUCGACCGAGCUGAAGAUGCUCGCAAGCAGGAAAUCACUGAGCAAUACCUCAAUUUCCUCGACAAUCAGUCUGAUACACACCACUAUCGGCAAAAGAUUGUAAAGAUGAUGAACGACGGAGAAAGUCGUUUGGUGAUGAAUCUUGAUGAGAUCAGAGAAGUGAUGCCAGAGAGAGCCGAAGGACUUCUGACUCAAAGUGUUCUCGAGAUGAAUUGUCUUCAAUCUGCUCUUGAGAUGGCUAUCAACCGAAGUGACGUUCAAGCUAUUGUCAAAACAGGAUUCCAUGUCGGGUUCGAAGGAACUUUCGGAGAGCGUCACGUGAAUCCUCGAACCCUGAAGUCCUCGUAUCUUGGGAACCUCGUCUGCUGCGAAGGAAUCGUCACUAAAUGCUCUACCGUCCGUCAAAAACUUCUCACAUCUGUUCACUACUGUCCAGCAACUAAUAAGGUGCUCGAGAAGAAAUUCGCUGACUUUACGAUGCUUGACACUGUUGUGACCAACAAUGCCUAUCCAACGGAAGAUGAGAACAAGAAUCCGUUGGAGACCGAAUUCGGACAUUCCGUUUACAAGGAUCAUCAAACAUUCACCAUCCAAGAACUCCCAGAGUCAGCACCAGCUGGACAAUUGCCACGUGCCGUGGAUUGUGUUGCUGAUCUUGAUUUGGCCGAUCGUGUGAAACCAGGAGAUCGUGUUCGCAUCAUUGGAAUCUUCCGUGUAUUGCCGAACAAGCAAAAUGGAGUUUCCUCGGGAUCAUUCCGGUCCAUCAUUAUUCUCAACCACAUUCAAAUGUUGUCAAAAGAAGUGAUUCCAAACUUUGAGCCUCAGGAUGUGAGGGAUGUUCGUAAGAUUUCAAAGUCAAGAGACCCAUUCGACCUUCUUGCUAGUUCAUUGGCUCCUUCAAUCUGUGGCCACGAGGAGACGAAGAAGGCGCUGUUGUGCCUUCUACUCGGUGGAAUGGAGAAGAUUCUGAACAACGGAUCACGCUUGAGAGGAGACAUCAACGUUCUUCUUAUUGGAGAUCCAUCAGUUGCCAAGUCUCAACUUCUUCGCUAUGUUCUUCGUAUGGCACCAAGAGCAAUCACCACCACUGGACGUGGAUCAUCAGGAGUCGGUCUUACCGCUGCAGUGACCACCGAUCCAGAUUCCGGAGAGCGUCGUCUCGAAGCUGGAGCUAUGGUUCUCGCUGAUCGUGGUGUUGUCUGUAUCGACGAAUUCGAUAAAAUGUCUGACAUCGACAGAACUGCCAUUCACGAAGUCAUGGAGCAAGGCCGUGUCACUAUUUCCAAGGCUGGAAUUCAUGCAAAACUUAAUGCUCGUUGCUCUGUUCUUGCCGCUGCGAACCCUGUAUAUGGCCGCUACAAUCCAUUCAAAUCUCCAAUGGAGAACAUCGGAAUGCAAGACUCCCUGCUCUCACGUUUCGAUCUUAUUUUUGUUCUUCUCGAUGAACAUGAUGCUGAUAGGGAUGCUGAUGUUGCUGGACAUGUUCUCAAACUUCACACGUACAGAACUCAAGGAGAAGCAGAUGGAACUGUUCUUCCAAUGGGUGGAGGUGUUGAAACGAUCAGUACUGUGAAUAUGGAGACUAAGAAGGCCAGCAGUUCAAUCUAUGAGGAGAACACUCAAUGGGCCGGCAUUCAGAACAAGAAGAUUCUGACAAUGGAGUUUAUGAGAAAAUACAUUCACCUCGCUAGAGCUGUUCAACCAAAGCUCACUGAUGAAACUACCGAGUACAUUUCUGAAGUCUAUGCCGACAUUCGUUCAUUCGAUAUCACCAAAACCGAUCAAGAAAGAACUAUGCCUGUUACUGCUCGUCAAUUGGAAACGUUAAUUCGUUUAUCGACUGCCAUCGCCAAAGCCAGAUUCUCGAAGAAGGUUGAGAGAGAAGAUGCAGAGAAGGCCUACAAUCUCCUUCAUUUCGCUUGCUUCAAAGAGAAGCCAAAGGCUCGUCAAGAGUAUGAAAAGAAGAAGCGAGUUCCACGUCACGAGGGUGAGGAUGAGGAUGAGCAAUCCGACGAUGAGCCAGAAGAGAUGAAUGACGAGCCAGGAUCAAGCUCCGUGCCAACCGCUGCCACUCCACGUCGUGGAGUCAGAAGACGUGCCGCUGAUGACGAUAGCCAAUCGUCGAUGAACGACACAACUGUCACUGAAAGUCAGCCAACAGCCAAGAGAGCUCGCACUGGUCCAGCUGCGAUUGGAAUCGAUCGCUAUAAGGAGUUGAAGAAAUACGUCCGUAAGGCGUUCGACGACAUCGGAAGCACUGAUGACAUGGUUGAUCUUCACAUCAUCACUGAUAGUAUUCAAACACAAGCUGGGUCGAACAAGUUCACAGAUGAUGAACUGACGGCAGGUUACGAACAACUCGAGAACGAUAAUGCUGCAAUGAUUGCUGACGACAAGAUCACUCUCAUCUAA